Plasmodium malariae is the source of this 426-nucleotide messenger RNA. It is a transcript of the gene MDM2, whose product is annotated as SWIB/MDM2 domain-containing protein, putative. The record is from RefSeq and is a predicted model, not a curated record. Bases 1 to 426 code for a protein of 141 amino acids. NCBI's taxonomy places the organism in Eukaryota, Apicomplexa, Aconoidasida, Haemosporida, Plasmodiidae. The transcript has a single exon. Gene Ontology annotation, cellular component: nucleus.
AUGAAUCAUUCAAAGACGCUAAUUUUAAAUGCAAAAACCCCCAUGCUUAGAAAUAGCUAUGUUAAUGUGUUAAACAGAUUUUAUAUCAGAAAUCAUUUCACUACAGACAGUGAUCAUAAAAAUAAAGGACCCGGCAAAAGUGGAAAAUAUGAAAAUGUUAAAGAAAAAAAGCCAAAUGGUCUACAAAUUGAUUGCGAAAUAAAAAGUCCAUUAAAAGAAUUUUUAAAUGCAAACACUGCCUCGAGAGUUUUUGUUUUAAAAUAUGCCUGGAAAUAUAUCAAGGACAAUAAUUUGCAAAAUCCAAACAUGAAAAGAAAAAUUAUACCCGAUGAAAAAUUAAAGCAAAUACUGGAAAAGGAUGAAGUGGAUAUGCUUGAAGUUCCUAAACUAUUGUUUAAACAUAUGGCAUCCAUUCGAAAAGAUUAA